AUGUCGGAGGUGGAAGAAACUCUGAACCGCAUCAAGACCCACAAGGGUGUCUCAGGCAUUGUCAUCGUGAACAGCGAAGGAGUCCCGAUGCGAUCGACGCUGGACAGCAAGCAAACAUUGCAGUACUCGGCUCUGAUCUCCCAGCUUGCCGCGAAGGCACGAAGCGUGGUGAGAGAACUGGACCCUCAGAAUGAUUUGACCUUUCUCAGGAUCCGUUCCAAGAAGCAUGAGAUCAUGGUCGCCCCGGAUCGAGACUACAUUCUGAUCGUCAUCCAAGACCCGAACGCUGAUCAAGGAAGCUGA
This is a messenger RNA of Symbiodinium sp. CCMP2456, 303 nucleotides long. The record is from the annotation of a GenBank genome assembly. Lineage: Eukaryota; Dinophyceae; Suessiales; Symbiodiniaceae.